AUGCCGCUAUUCUUCGCUUGUCCUUCAAUUUUCCCAAAGAAUCUCAACCCCCAAUUCAUCAUCAUCGACAAUAACAACCCUACGAGCGAACAGGUUACAUCCCCGGUUCAAACCGACUCGACCCGUUGUCGAACGAAUAGCCGAGCUCUGCGUCACCCACUUUUCCUCCUCCACAGAUCGGAUUCCAACUUCUUCGUCUUAGGUGCCACGGGAAAUGUUUACACGGUGACGUUAUCUUCGACCCUUUCGUGCACAUGCCCCGACCGUACGACCCCGUGUAAACACAUCUUAUUCGUUUUGAUCCGAGCGUUGGGUGUCUCGGUCGACGACACGUGUCUCCAGAGGCGGACUCUGAGGCCAUGUCGACUGAGCCACCUUCUCGGGACGCCUACGUCGCCGGAAGCAUUUGCGGGGGCCAGCCUACGUGAGAGGUUCCACCAGCUUUUCUCCGAGAGGAAGAAGCAGGGCGGGUCGGGGGAUGUUAGGGAGAUCGAAAAAGGAACAGUGUGUCCCGUUUGCUUGGAGGAAAUGGAGAAAGGAGACAAGGCGGCGGCUUGUUCCACGUGUCGGAAUCUGAUUCAUGAAGAAUGCUUGCUGAGGUGGAAGAGGAGCCGUGGGAGGAGGUCGGCUAAUUGCGUGAUUUGCCGUGCAAGGUGGAGUAGUGAUCAAGAGAAGUAUCUGAAUUUGGCUGCUUAUAUUGGUCGAGACGAGGCUGAAGGCGGCGGUGACGGUGGUGGUAGCAGCCUAUGUACCGGAUGA
Molecule: messenger RNA, 759 nt
Organism: Hibiscus syriacus
Lineage: Eukaryota; Viridiplantae; Streptophyta; Magnoliopsida; Malvales; Malvaceae
Exons: 2
Coding region: 1-759 (252 amino acids)
Molecular function (GO): ubiquitin protein ligase activity; zinc ion binding
Source: RefSeq, a predicted model, not a curated record